Messenger RNA from Lodderomyces jiufengensis, 1194 nucleotides. RefSeq names its product Cic1p (gene CIC1). NCBI's taxonomy places the organism in Eukaryota, Fungi, Ascomycota, Pichiomycetes, Serinales, Debaryomycetaceae. Bases 1 to 1194 code for a protein of 397 amino acids. The transcript has a single exon. The record is from RefSeq and is a predicted model, not a curated record.
AUGGCUAAAACUAGAUCAAAGGGACCAGUUUCACCUGUUGCUAACAAAGUCAAAUCACCGGGUAAAGUAACUAAACCAAAAAAAUCAGCAUCUACAGUUAAAAAAGCAUCACCAAAAACUGUAGAUCAACCAGAAGAACCAGAACAAACCGCUAUAUCAAAUGAAUCAUCAACUUCAAUAAUACCUACAAAAGUCACUGACAAAGCCAUAAACGAAUUGGAAAAAUAUAUCGUACGAGAAAAACAACAAAAAGAAGAAUCAAUCGCUCAAAAUCCAAAUUCAAAACUGCAAUUAUUUGACGAAGAUGAAAUAAAUGAAAAUAAUACAUUAUACCUCAUGAUUGAGUCCAAGAAAUUUUUUUCAUCUAAACCACAAUUCAAAGCUAAAACUAUAAAAUUAUCAAAAUCAUUAUAUAACAUCAAUAAUUUAAAAACAUGUUUAUUUUUACGUGAUCAAUUAGUUAAAACAUCAGAAGAAAUUGAAAAAAUUGAAAAUGAAAAUUUACCAACUAUAAAACAAAUCUUACCUUUAAAAUCAUUAAAAACUGAAUAUAAAACAUUUGAAAAGAGAAGAGAAUUAAGAAAUGAUUACGAUUUAUUUUUAGUUGAUGAUGCAAUUUUAAAUACUUUACCAAAUGUAUUGGGAAAAGUAUUUUUUGAAUCAAAUAAUAAAGUACCAUUGCCUAUUAGAGUUACUACUUCUUCAAAUAAUUCAGAAUUAUCUUUAGUCACUUUGAAAAAUCAAUUAGAUAAAAAUUUAAAUAGUACUUUUUAUUUACCUCCACAAGGUACUGUUAUUUCAGUUAAAGUUGGUCAUCUCGCCAAUGACAACGAAGAUUCAGAAGAAGUUCAAUUUACAAAUGAAGAAUUAAUCAGCAAUAUAACCAACGUUAUUCAGAAUUUCGAUAUAAAUACUAUAAAAACAAUAAUGAUAAAAACUGGUACAUCACCAGCAAUACCGUUGUUCUAUACAGAUAAAUUAUUCAACGAUGAGGAUAUUUUAGAUGAUAUUGUAGAUGGUCAAGACGAAAUUGCUAAAGAUGAAUUAACUCCAUUUGAAAAAGGAUUAUUACAAUUAGGUGACUUGGAAACUGUUUCUAAAGUAUUAGGUAAAAAAUUAGGUGAAAAAAAGAAGAAGAAAGAAAUUAAUGGUAAAAAUGGUAAAAAAGUUAAAGGUAAAGUAAGUAAGAAAUGA